AUGUUACCGAGCGCCGCCCAGCCCUUGCGACCCGAGCCCUCCGUGGACUUGAGCGGAGCUUCCGUGGCGACCCCGGACGAGAUCAAGGAGUUCUUCGGGUCGAUCUCGGGGGAGCAGCGCAGGAAACUCGCUGAAGCUCUAGAGAUCCUUCAGAAAGGGCCGUCGGGACCUUUGAAGCUGGCGAGCUCCUACAUCCUGCAGGGGACCGACGGGGAGUGGGGCUCCUACAAGAUGGAGGUGAAGAUAAACUCCGAUGCCAGCGGAACUGUAAUGGAACAGGUCUCCACUAGCGCAGAGACUCCGGAAGUGACGGAGUUGUGGACUGGCACCUUCACCACCAGUGGGGACUGCGUGAUCUUCAAGGGCACCCAGGUCGAGAUGAUGUCUGACACCGGCAAAGUCGAAGAGUUCAAGAGAGAGACGAAAGCCGGGAACAAGGAGUACUGCUUUCAGGAGGCAGAAGAAGGACGCCUUCUGCACCUGGGUGAGGACGGUACACCUUUGGAAGAUCCUUACCCGCUGAAGGCGGGAGACAAGAAGUACAUCUAUCCCCAGGGAGGUGAAGUCGUGAUCUGA
Molecule: messenger RNA, 576 nt
Organism: Symbiodinium sp. CCMP2592
Lineage: Eukaryota; Dinophyceae; Suessiales; Symbiodiniaceae
Source: the annotation of a GenBank genome assembly